Anopheles arabiensis is the source of this 6282-nucleotide messenger RNA. Its product is annotated as mucin-2-like. NCBI's taxonomy places the organism in Eukaryota, Metazoa, Arthropoda, Insecta, Diptera, Culicidae. Bases 113 to 6151 code for a protein of 2012 amino acids. The record is from RefSeq and is a predicted model, not a curated record. The transcript has 7 exons. Gene Ontology annotation, molecular function: chitin binding. Gene Ontology annotation, cellular component: extracellular region.
GGCACCAUUCAGGCACGGUUUACGCUGGUCGGUGAUAGGUUGCUUUAAUUUUCGAUCCACGGAGCACUGUAAUCAAACAACGCACACACGGAGGUGGACAGUUUCUUUCACCAUGAACGUGUUUCAGCCAUUGCUGACGAUCGCGGUGCUGCUGCUGGUGUGUGGCAUUGCGCUGCCUGCCCAUGCCGAUACGUUCAAGUACGAAGAUGGCAUUCCGGAUGGGCGCUGCCCGCAGUACGACAACCCAAUGAGCCCGGUCCAUCUCGCCAUCCCGACCGAUUGUACCAAGUUUCAGAAGUGCUUCAACGGGCGUGCCUUCACGAUCAGCUGCCCGCCCGGCCAAGAGUACGGUGUGCAGCUGCAGCGCUGUGACUAUCCCAUCUUUGCCCGCUGCCAGCAGGGUUAUGUGAAGCCACAGCCGGCCGGCUUUAGCUACGAUGCGGGACAGGUCGAUACACGGUGCCCGCGGUUCGAUGAUCCAAUGAAUCCGACUCACCUGGCGCACCCCACGGACUGUAGACGGUUCUUCAAGUGUUUCGAUGGCCGCGCAUUCGAGCUCGAGUGUCCAAUUGGGCAGGAGUGGGGCAUUCGGCUGAACCGUUGCGACUAUCCGUCCCUUGCACGGUGCUCUCUGGGUCGGCAAGCGGAAAAGCCAGCCACUGAGAGCGACAAGCAGAAAGUUGUGGAGAAAGCCGAAGAACCAGAGCAGACCGACGAAGAGUCAUCCGUCGGCUUUGCUAAGCCAGUGAAAGCUGGCUUCAACUACGAUUCGGGCGUGAACGAUGUGCGCUGUCCCAAGUUUGACGAUCCCUACCGGCCGAUCCAUCUGUCCCAUCCGACCGACUGUCGCAAGUUCAUGAAAUGUUUCGAUGGGCGCGCCUACACGAUCGACUGUCCGGUGGGGCAAGAGUUUGGAAUGCGCAUUAACCGCUGCGACUAUCCCCAGUUUGCCCAGUGCUCGGUGCAGAAGAAAAGCCGUAAAAGCUUGGGCAAGGCGGCUGCCAGCGAUGAUUACUACUACGACGAUGACUACUAUCUGGACGACAUUCCGCUCGAUUCGGCCGAAUGGACGCCGGAGCAGCGCGAGAUGAUUGAGGGCAUUAAGGAUGGACGCUGCCCGAAAACUGACGAUCCGGCCGAACCAGUCCACUUCAUCCAUCCGCGGGAUUGUGGCAAGUUCUACAAGUGCUACGAUGGGCGCGCCUAUCUGAUCCUGUGCCCGGCCGGGCAGCACUGGAGCGUGCGGUACGAUCGGUGCGACUACCCGAAGGUGGCCAAGUGUACGAUUCGUGCCAUCAUUGCACUGUGCCUCAUUGCUUGUGUGUCGGCCCAGUACGACUACAACAGCUACUACCAGGUGGGCAUCCCGCAAGACUACAACCAGCAGUACAACCAGCAGUACAACCAGCAGUACAACCCGCAGUACAACAAUGGCCAGUACAACAACAACCAAGCCCCGACCAAGGCCAUCCCGGAUUCGCGCUGCCCCCGUACGGACGAUCCGAUGCGCCCGGUCCAUCUGCCGUACGCCGGCCACUGCGACAAGUUCCUGAAGUGUACCGGCGGUCUGGGCUUCGUCAUGGACUGCCCGGCCGCUUUCAUCGUUCUCGCUGUCAUCGUGGCUGGCGUCGCGGCCGCCCCCCAGUACCCGGAAAUGUCGUACAACGCGUACAACAUGCCGCAGGAGCCCCGCUUCGAGGCGUACAACAUGCAGCCACAGUACGACACCCAGUACCAGUACCAGCCCCAGUACCAGGCCCAGCCCCAGAGCGAGCAGCUGACCGCCGACGGUUACAAGAUCGUGCCCGGCAUCGUUGAUGCCCGCUGCCCCCGUGCCGACGACCCGAUGAAGCCGGUCCAUCUGCCAGUGAACGGAAACUGUGGCAAGUUCAUGAAGUGCUUCGGUGGCCGCGCCUACGAGAUGGACUGCCCGGCCGGGCUCGAGUUCGGCUCGAAGUUCUGUUCCGGGUCGCGUGUUGUUCGGUUAGAAUCGCUCUCCACGACUUCUGGUACGAUGUCGGUACGUCUAAAGAUUAUCGCCUUGCUUCUGGUUGGCAUGCUCGAUUGCCUCGCCGGCCAAACGGUAGUUUGCGAUGGUGUUGCGAACCAAGCUUUUCCUCACGAAAGCGACUGCACCCAGUACUACAUCUGCUCGAAUGGCAACAAGUAUCUGCUGUCGUGCUUUAACGGAGAACACUUUUCACCAGUAACGUUGCGCUGCGAGUCACCGGAAGUGGCACAAUGUGAUCCUAACUUUACCACGUUGCAACCCAAUCCAACCGGCCCAACCGGUCCAACAGUGCCAACCACACCGACCCUAACGUCACCCACCAGUUUGACGGUUGUGCCUACGCUAAGUACCACAACUGAUUGGACAGGACCAUCGCUACCCACCGUUCCGGAAGUUACUGUUACUGAGUCCACGACCGAGCAGGAAACGACAACCAGCACGAUAUCAAUCGAGCCUACCAUUACCGUUCCCACGGUUGGAACAGCCGCACCACCAACGGUACCAACUGCAGCGCCUACUACUGCCACUCCUCCCAUCACCACGACGGAAGAGGCUACUCCUACUCCGGAAACACCUGAUCCAGAACCACCUACUCCCACUCCGGAACCGCCUACUCCUACUCCGGAAACACCUGAUCCGGAAACGCCUGAUCCGGAAACACCUACUCCUACUCCGGAAACACCUGAUCCGGAAACGCCUGAUCCAGAGACGCCUACUCCUACUCCUGAAACUCCUGAUCCGGAAACGCCUACUCCUACUACGGAAUCACCUACUCCUACUCCAGAAACGCCUGAUCCGGAAACACCUACUCCUACUCCGGAAACACCUGAUCCGGAAACGCCUGAUCCAGAGACGCCUACUCCUACUCCUGAAACUCCUGAUCCGGAAACGCCUACUCCUACUCCGGAAUCACCUACUCCUACUCCAGAAACGCCUGAUCCGGAAACGCCUACUCCUACUCCGGAACCACCUACUCCUACUCCAGAAACACCUACUCCGGAACCACCUACUCCUGAUCCAGAAACGCCUGAUCCGGAAACGCCUACUCCUGCUCCGGAAACACCUACUCCGCAGCCACCUACUCCAGAAACACCUACUCCGGAACCACCUACUUCUGAUCCAGAAACGCCUGAUCCGGAAACGCCUACACCUGCUCCGGAAACACCUGCUCCGGAACCACCUACUCCCGCUCCGGAACCACCUACUCCAGAAACGCCAACUGCUGCUCCGAUAACGCCUGAACCGGAAACGCCUUCUCCUGAAUCGCAAGACCCUAAUGAACAUCUGUGUAUGAGUGCGUGUGUAGUUACAAAAAUGUGGAAGUGUGUCAUUGUGGCAUUCCUAGCAACGCUCGCGUUUGUGAGCGCACAGGAACCAGAUCCCCGGUGCCCGCUGGUGGAUAAUCCGCCCUUUCAUCUGCCGCACGAAACCGAUUGUGGCCUGUUCUACACCUGCUCCUAUGGCAAAAAAUACCUGAAAUCGUGCCCCGUGAACCAACACUUCGGAUUCCAACUGCAACGCUGCGACCAUCCUUACUACGCGCAGUGUACCCUUGGAUCGGGAACAACGGCUAUCCCCACUAUCCCGACCACAGUAUCGACGGCGUCUCCAACUACUGCUCCAACGCUACCGACUACCACAACACCACCUACCACCGUAUCUACUACUACGUCUGCCACUACCACUACGACAACUGCAUUCACUACUACUACUACUACUGCAGCGGCCACUACUGUACCGACGGCCCCAACACCCGGACCUACGGGAGUACCAACUACCGCACCAACUACCGCACCAACUACCGCACCUACGACAGCACCCAUCGACACCACUACUACAACGGCAGCCACUACCACCGUAUCGCCCACGACCGUGGAAGUUCCCACCGCUCCAACAUAUACCUCCACCGCUACCAUACCGACUGCCCCGAGCCCAAUUCCGACGGCCCCAACACCUAGUACAACCGUGGUCGGUAGCACGACCGUCGCGGGCAGCACGACCGCCGAUGCGACAGUACCUACCGUACCGACGGCCGCGUGUGCACAUGUAACGGACUACCGGGCGCGGGCCACGGCUACAAAAGCCUGCCACCGACAACAGGGCGCUACUAGUACUGGCCAGCGGAUCGAGCCGGAGCCAAUCAGCUUCACCAUGGUCUGCCCACGAUGGGUUGUGCGUGUGACGACGUGUUUGGUCGUGGUUGCGGCCUGCCUACUUCCAGCCCCCAGUGCCGCUCUCAGUGAUCCCUGCUCGCAGAGUACUACGCUAGCGCAUCCGACCGACUGUCGCAAGUAUCUGGAGUGUGUGGACGACAAGCUCGUGCUGCUGACCUGUGGCGUUCAGUAUUACAAUGCAUCCAUCGGUGGGUGUACGAACGAUCUACCAGCGAAUAGCUGCCGCCAGCGCAAGGAGGACUCGAUUGUCUCGCUCGACGAAACGUACCUCGGACGUGCCAUCGUCGAUCCGUGCGCAUCGUCCAAGCCAGGCCUCAAGCUGCCGCACCCGGAAAACUGUGGCCUGUUUUACCAAUGCACUCAGUCCGGCGCGGCCCUGUUCGCUUGUCCGGCCAAUCUACUGUUCCACGUGAAAAUGAGGGUUUGUGUUUGGCCGCAACAGGUGGAGUGUGCCCCGGGCGCUGAUUUACCGACCGGAACAACCGCCGGGCCGAACACCACGCCAGGACUGGACAAUGAUGGCAACAUUGUUCUACCCGAUGAGAUCUGUGAGCCGGGCUGCUUUCUCGAUCUGCGGUGCCCGGUAGACUGUGAUCCGAUCCUGCCACCGAAAGCCUUCCCCCAUCCGAGCCGUUGCGAUGCGUACUUUACGUGCAACACGUUCGGCUACUCCUGCAUCACCGAGUGUCCCGUGGGCAUGUGGUUUAGUAACGUUUUCCAGCGCUGUGUAACGCCCAACCUGUCCGACUGCACGCCGGUCGUGCCGCCCAUCUGUAAGGUGCCCGACUGUCGCCCGAACCCGGACUGUCCGGUGCCGGAUACGGUACCUCCGACGAAGUUGCCUCACCCAGAACGGGACGAUUGGUACUACAUUUGUCGCGAUGGAACGUCCUGCCAGAUGGCCUGCCCGCCCGGGCUAGUGUGGAGCCCCAUCUUCGAAGAGUGCACCUUUGAUCCGGACGAUACGGAAACUCCAACGCCCGAGCCAACGACCACUACGAUCGCUCCCGCUACGACCACUACUACGGCGGCUCCUGUUACUACGACAACUACUACGGCGGCUCCUGUUACUACGACAACUACCACGGUGGCUCCUGUUACUACGACAACUACCACGGUGGCUCCAGUUACUACCACCACUACAACGGCAGCUCCUGUCACCACGACGACCACCACAGUGGCUCCUGUAACUACCACCACUACCACGGCGGCGCCAAUCACCACCACGACCACGCAAAUCACCACCACCCCGGAGGUGGAUUGUCCGACCUGUCCGCCCUCGAACUGCUACCCGGACAACCGGUGCCCGAAGUGCGAAAAGUGUGACCCAACCUUCUUCCCGCACGACGACUGCGACAAGUUCUACAAGUGCAACUUUGGCCUCAUCUGCGAGAUGCGAUGCCCGCCCGGGCUGCACUUUAACGCGCGCGAAAACGUGUGUGACUGGCCGUCCCAGGCCGGAUGCGAGUAUCCACCCAUCAUCGAGGAUCCGCCGGAGAACGCCGCCUGCCAUCCGAACCCGCUCUGUCCGCCCGGCAACGGGGUGGAAACGUUCCUGCCCCAUCCGGACAACUGCACACUGUUCUACAAGUGUAGCUGGGGCAACGCCUGCCUGAAGGAGUGCCCGGACGGGCUGCACUGGAGCAAGGCGAAGCAGCGCUGCGAAUGGCCCAAUGUGGCCGGCUGCGACCCGAACAUACUGCCAGACGAUCCGAACUGUCCAACCUGCCCGUGCAUACCGUGCCGGUCGAAGCGGAACGCUUGCCAACCGUCCGAGCGCUGCCCGCCGGCCGGCAAACGCAGCUUCUCGCUGAGCUUCAGCCACGAGCUGCACUGCAACCAGUUCUACGAGUGCCUGUCCGGCCAGGCCUGCAUCCUCGAGUGCCCGAAGGGUCUCGAGUACAGUGGCGGUGAGGCACGCUGUGAUGUACCGAGCAAAGCUCAAUGUAGCCGUUGGUGGAAAUGAGGGAAGGUGAAGUUUUAAAGGGAAGAAGCUGGAAAUCUGAUCCCCAGUUGUGGCUACCACUUUACUUAGAAUAUUAUGCUAAUCUGAAUAUCGCAAAAUAAAGGAUUAAAAUCAAUAAAGCUAAAGUUACU